AUGUCCAGCAAUCCAGUGUGCAUUCAUGAUUUUGAAAAACAUGCGAAAGAUAUCCUACCCAAAGCAGUCUAUGAUUAUUACUCUUCAGGAGCAGAUGACCAACAGACCUUAAGGGACAAUACUGCUGCUUUCUCCAGAUGGCAAAUCUGCCCACGUGUUCUUAGGGAUGUGUCAAGUGUGGACUUAUCUGCAACUAUCUUGGGGCAGAGAAUUAGCAUGCCAAUUUGUGUUUCUGCUACAGCUAUGCAACGGAUGGCACAUCCAGAAGGAGAAGUGGCAACAGUGAAAGCCUGCAGCUCACAGGGCACGGGCAUGAUGCUCAGCACCUGGGCUACGUCCAGCAUCGAGCAGGUGGCGGGAGCUGCACCCGGUGCUCUCCGUUGGCUGCAGUUAUACAUCUACAAGGACCGGAUGCUGACCAAGUCUCUUGUAAGAAGAGCUGAGAAGGCAGGCUACCAAGGAAUCUUUCUGACCGUAGACACACCGUACCUGGGGAAACGCUUAGCGGACGUGCGAAACAAGUUUAAGCUGCCCCCACACCUCAGGAUGGCAAACUUCGAGAGCCUUGAUUUGGCAUUUUCCAAAAAGGACUAUGGAGAGGACAGUGGACUCGCUGUUUACACAGCCAAUGCGAUUGACCCCACUAUAAAAUGGCAGGAUAUUGACUGGCUGAGUCAACUGACCAAACUACCUAUUGUUCUCAAGGGCAUCUUGAGAGCCGAUGAUGCCAGAGAAGCGGUUAAGCAUGGAAUUGUUGGAAUACUUGUAUCAAAUCAUGGAGCAAGGCAACUGGAUUGUGUACCAGCAACUAUUGAUGCCCUUGCUGAGAUCACUGCAGCUGUGGAAGGGAAGGUCGAAGUCUUCUUGGAUGGCGGUGUGCGGAGGGGCACUGAUGUGCUGAAAGCUCUUGCCUUGGGUGCCAAGGCUGUUUUUGUGGGGAGACCGAUUCUGUGGGGUUUGGCUUAUAAGGGAGAAGAAGGUGUUCAUAAAGUAUUAGACAUACUAAAGGAAGAAUUCAAGCUAGCCUUGGCUUUGGCAGGAUGUCGCAAUGUGAAUGAAGUUGACAAGUCUCUUGUGAAGAGGAGUCCCUGGGCAACACCACGGAUCUGAAGCCAGUCAUUGCUGGAAUGACAGGGAGAAUUAGCUGCAGACUGUCAGAUCCAUCCAAGGGGAGAAUGCAUUCCAGAUGGAAAAUUAUCUUUAGGUGAAACCACUGUAAUCAUGAAAGCAUUGUUUCUUAGUCCUUGUGAUAUCUUGAUUUACUGCAUUAUUUACAACUGGAAAAUGGACAAUAUGAUAUAUUUGCCUUAUUGUUCUCUAGCUUUUUAUCUAAGAUAAAAUCAGGUGCCAGGUGGUCAGGCAUGAUAAUAAAUAACAAAGAAAAUACUGGAAGUAGUCAGCAGGUCAGUCAGCAUCUGUGAAGCAGAGUUAAACUUCAAGGUCAAAAACCAGAGAAUAAAACCUCCCUGAUCAUGAUAAAUGUGUUGUGUGGUGGAGAUACGUCUUUACCAAAGGAAGGGUAAGGCACUCUUUCUCUACUAGCCUGCAGGUCAUCCUUGGGCAUCAUGCAGCACUUGCUUAGCUCCCCCAGGUCAGAGUCAUGUGAAGCCAUGGGAACAGGUGUGACUGGUUGUAUGAGCAGCUGGUUCAUAUCACAGGUCUUGGUUAAGUGACCACUGACACCAGGCAGACAAUGUCUGAAGAGUCUUGAUAAUGGCUGGGGUCACCCAUCUUGUAAAGACA
Molecule: messenger RNA, 1743 nt
Organism: Hypanus sabinus (Atlantic stingray)
Lineage: Eukaryota; Metazoa; Chordata; Chondrichthyes; Myliobatiformes; Dasyatidae
Gene: hao1
Product: hydroxyacid oxidase (glycolate oxidase) 1
Exons: 8
Coding region: 1-1110 (369 amino acids)
Molecular function (GO): oxidoreductase activity; FMN binding
Source: RefSeq, a predicted model, not a curated record